This is a messenger RNA of Mollisia scopiformis, 1680 nucleotides long. Its product is annotated as Rhamnogalacturonase A. The record is from RefSeq and is a predicted model, not a curated record. Gene Ontology annotation, biological process: carbohydrate metabolic process. Gene Ontology annotation, molecular function: polygalacturonase activity. NCBI's taxonomy places the organism in Eukaryota, Fungi, Ascomycota, Leotiomycetes, Helotiales, Mollisiaceae. The coding region runs from base 176 to 1492 and encodes 438 amino acids. The transcript is spliced from 8 exons.
AAGUCAUCAGCUGAUAUGGAUAAAGACGGUGAAAUAUGCUUGUUUGUCUACGAUGCAUCUUUCGAGCAACGUCGUUGUUGAAGAGAAGAGUAUAAGUUGAGGGUUGUUCGAUCAUUCUUUAGCUCACCAGCUCACUCGUGUCUGUCUUCACUCAAACCGAGUGUCAUUCUCCACCAUGAAGCUCCUCCUCACACUCCUCAACCUCCUUCCCCUCAUCUCAGCCCAACUCUCCGGCCCAGUAGGUCCCACCACAAGCCGAGCCUCCAAACGGACAAAAGUCUGCAACGUCCUGGAUUACGGCGGAGUAGCGAGCAAGACGUCUGAUGUGGGGCCUCCGUUGACUUCUGCUUUUGCUGCUUGCAAGAAUGGCGGGACUGUUUAUGUGCCUCCAGGAGAUUUUGGGAUCAGUACUUUUGUGAGUUUGACGGGCGGAAAGAGUUGGGCUUUGCAGCUUGAUGGGGUGAUUUAUCGGGUUGGGACUGGUGGUGGGAAUAUGAUUUUUGUGGGGAGUACGAGUGAUUUCGAGAUGUAUAGCAGUACAUCCAAAGGCGCUAUUCAAGGAUAUGGGUACACGUUCCAUGCAGAUGGUAACUAUGGAUCUCGUAUUCUUCGUCUAGGCAAAGUCUCGGAUUUCUCGGUCCAUGACAUUGCGUUGGUUGAUGCGGGAGCGUUCCAUCUUGUUAUGGAUACUUGUACUAAUGGAGAAAUCUAUAAUAUGAUUAUCCGAGGUGGAAAUGAAGGUGGAUUGGAUGGGAUUGAUAUUUGGGGAAGUAAUAUCCAUGUCCAUGAUGUUGAGGUUACGAAUCGAGAUGAGUGUGUUACUGUUAAAAGUCCAGCGAGCAACAUGCUCAUCGAAAACAUUUACUGCAACUGGUCCGGCGGCUGCGCAAUGGGCUCCCUCGGCUCCGACACCGCAAUCUCCAACAUCCACUACCGCAACAUCUACUCCCAAAACUCCAACCAAAUGUACAUGCUCAAAUCUCGGGGCGGAAGCGGCUCCGUCAAGAACUGCACCUUCGAAUCCUUCAUCGGGCACACGAAUGCCUACACACUAGACCUAAACGCCGACUGGUCGUCGCAGAAAGAAGCUACUGGGGACGGGGUGCUGUAUCAGGAUAUCACGUUUCGGGAUUGGAGGGGCACGUGUUCGAAUGGGGUGCAGAGGGGGCCGGUGAAUAUUGUUUGUCCGGAUAAGGUUCCGUGUACGGGGUUGGUUGUCGAGGAUUUUGCGGUGUGGACGGAGGCGGGGAGUAGUGUUGUUUGGAAAUGCGCGAAUGCGUAUGGAAGUGGAGCGUGUUUGAAGGGUGGGAGUGGGACGGGAUAUGCGGUUGUUACUUCGACGAUUAGUGCUGCGCCAUCCGGUUACGCGGCGCAGAAGAUGCCGGAUGAUUUGACAGCUGGCUUUGCUUUAACGGCUAGUAUACCGAUUCCAGCUGUGCCGACAACGUUCUUUCCUGGUGCUACUCCGGCCAGCACGCUGCUUGGUGGAUGAGGAACUCCGUUGAAGAGGAACUGGUGUCUGGAAAAGGAAAAGCAGGACAGUAAGCGAAGGGGAAAGUGAUGAGAUUUCUUCUGUAUCUAUGUCUUGCUUGCGCUGUAUAUAUUUUCUCUCUUACAGGUCAUGUAUAUACAGAUUCUCUUUCUAUCGGAUUGCUUCAAAUACAUGGAGAAGUGGAACAA